Messenger RNA from Amoebophrya sp. A25, 490 nucleotides. Lineage: Eukaryota; Dinophyceae; Syndiniales; Amoebophryaceae. The record is from the annotation of a GenBank genome assembly.
CGCUGCUCUGUGCGGUCAUUUUGACUGAAACCAGCGUCACGGAGGUUCGUUACCACUUCGCCAGCAUUCAUUACAGUGGUAUCCUGGUCCUUCAUAUUUAUGUGCUUCGGCUGCACCUUUGAGCGACUUGAUGGCCACACUCUUCAAAUCUCGCCAAUUCUGCUGGAGCUUGCGGUCGUUGUUGUUGGGUUGGUUCGGAACCCCUGCCGCAUUGCCGUUCAGCACGUUGCUGAGGUAUUGGACUAGGUCCAGGCGGUUUGCUUCUUGCGUUACCGCUCGAAGCCAGUCACGCCAGUCAGAUUUCUGCCCCAGUUUGGGCGAAAUCUCUCCGAGACUCAUAUCGGGCAUUUUGUGGCGCAAGUAGUGCGGCUUUGUUUUCUCUACUUCUGCAAUGAAUUGACUAACUAUUUCUUUAAUAAGGUAAGGCCCAAGGGCUUGAAACAGUGUUGGAACACCCGAACACGUCCAAGCGCACUAUGAGGCUCUUGAG